CAUACACCGUCAGUCAAAAAAAGCAAGGAAAAUCCGCGUUUGUGUCCGAUUGGCCUUUACCGUUAUUUAACGGCGUUUCUCCUCGAAAUCCCCAAAACCCCUCCCAUCUCAAAACCACAACACCUCUGUAACAUUCCAUCAAUUCAGAGCUUUUGGUGUGAAGACAGAGUAGAUAUGACGGAGCACGACGAGAUCCCCGAGGUCAAAACCGAGUCUUUGAUGGACAAGAUCUCCGAGAAGUUUCACGGCGACGGCUCCUCCUCGCCUUCGCACGCCGAUUUCGAGAAUAAGUCGCCGGUCAAGGCUUCUUCACCGCCGCCGGUGCAGUCGUCGAUGAAAUCCAGGAUCUAUAGGCUGUUUGGGAGAGAGAAGCCUGUUCAUAAGGUGCUUGGCGGUGGCAAACCGGCUGAUGUGUUCUUGUGGAGGAACAAGAAGAUAUCUGCCUCUGUACUUGGUGGAGCAACUGCAGUAUACGCCUUUUUUGAGCUGCUCGAGUACCACUUGAUUACCUUGGUCUGCCACAUUUCUAUUUUGGCCCUUGCAAUCAUGUUCCUAUGGUCCAAUGUGUCAACCUUCAUCAACAAGUCUCCUCCUCGCAUACCUGAAGUUCAACUUCCAGAAGAUCUGUUUCUUCAGAUUGCUGCUGAGUUAAGGAUUGAAAUUAAUCGCGCCCUUGCUAUGUUGCGAAAUGUUGCGUCCGGAAGAGAGAUUAAAAGUUUUUUGGUGAUAAUAGCUGGUUUAUGGGUUCUCUCAAUUGUUGGAAGUUGGUGUAAUUUCUUGACACUGUUUUACAUGACUUUUGUGCUGCUGCACACAGUUCCAGUUCUAUAUGAGAAGUACGAAGACAAAAUUGAUCCCCUUGCGGAGAAAGCAAUGAUUGAGAUCAAAAAACAAUAUGCUGUUUUUGAUGCGAAGGUUUUGAGUAAAAUUCCGAGAGGAACAGUGAAAGACAAGAAGAAAGCUUAGAGAAUGUCAUCAUGGAUAAGACAUAGGUGGUACUCGGACCUUCUCGGACCUUGGUAUUUGGUACCAGUUACAAUUGUAGUGAAGUCUAUAGUUUAGCUCGUGCCUGUUGUGUUCCAGUGGCGGUUUGUAUUUUGAUGGUACAUUAGUGCAUGCUGAUAUCCUCAUCGUAGUUGACAGUGGUAUGUAGUUGUGGAUAUUUAAUGUUUCUAGUGGUUCUGUUGAUCUUUGGAUUUUUAGUUUGAUGUUGUAUGCAAUUAUGUAACUGCAAUUAUAUCACUGUUUGACGGUUUUGUCUUUAUUUUCUGCUGGAAAUGGAGUUGGGAGAAAAUUGCUUUCCCUUCUAGGUUA
Messenger RNA from Daucus carota subsp. sativus, 1314 nucleotides. RefSeq names its product reticulon-like protein B1. NCBI's taxonomy places the organism in Eukaryota, Viridiplantae, Streptophyta, Magnoliopsida, Apiales, Apiaceae. The transcript is spliced from 5 exons. The record is from RefSeq and is a predicted model, not a curated record. The coding region runs from base 175 to 966 and encodes 263 amino acids.